Messenger RNA from Cyclospora cayetanensis, 1206 nucleotides. RefSeq lists its product as uncharacterized. Bases 1 to 1206 code for a protein of 401 amino acids. The transcript has 9 exons. Lineage: Eukaryota; Apicomplexa; Conoidasida; Eucoccidiorida; Eimeriidae. The record is from RefSeq and is a predicted model, not a curated record.
AUGCUGCGGACCGCAGGUUUUCUCUCCGCGGCUGCAGCAGAUAGCUGUGUGCCUGCCAGGGUUUCCAUCGCUUGGGUGGACUGUAUGGGUGCUUCUGGACGCCUCUGUUUGCUAAAGGCAAGGAACUUACCGGGUAGCUUUAUAGGGGCAGCAGCAGCAAGGCAGAGGCAGGUGUCGCUGCACUGGAGGGUGAGCGCGGCUAGGGGUCUUCGACCGGAUCUACCCAAAGGCAGCAGCAACAUCAGCUGCAGCAGGCCAGUCAGUCGGGCUGUUGGUGACAUGAGCUGCGGAACCAUUAAUUCUGCCUCCAAUGUUUCAAAGAGGCGAAACUUCUCCAGCAGCAGCAGCAGCGUGGGUGGGUCGCACUAUGCAACGCUGGGAGCUUAUGUAGCUCUGGCUCUCCAACUCCACCCAGAUAAAAAUAAAGAUGAUCCAAACGCCGCCAGUCGCUUUCACGAAGUUCGCGUGGCCUACGAUGUGCUCUCCCAACCCUUUUCGCGCAGUCACUAUGACAGGCAAUGCGAGGGGGCUCGCGGCAUGGCAGCGGCUAUGGAAGACGCAGGCGCUGCCGCCUGGGGAGAAGAGACAGAAGAGCAGAGAACACUCCGCCGCCAGCGCUACCAGAGAUAUGCAGCUGAGCAGCGUACAGACGUUCCUUAUGACGAUACUCCAGGCGUUGUGCCAGUUAUCGUUUGCGCGUUCCUGGCGAUCACUUACUUCUCCGUCGCCUACCCUAAGGCCCGCGAGAUGGAAGAGUGCUACGGUGUACAUGACGAAGUCACGCCGCGAGACACUCGAGGAGAUCCGCUAGUGAGGGCUUUUUAUAAUCCUCUCAGCGAUCAAUGGGAGCGAAUACCUAGGGGCUAUGAUGCCCCACUCCCCUCAAUCCUACACAGGAUGUACUCUGUUCGCCAUCCGUCCCUCCGACUGGAGACGUCUCAGAUGCCAAGGCAAUUCGCGGUGCUUCAGAUGCCGCAUUCUCAGACCGAGCCCUCACGGCUUGUGCGUGAUCCACGCACGGGAGAGCACCUCUGGACGGGGGAAAUUCCAGUCAAACGGAGCGGCCCCAGUAACAGCAGCAAUAGCAGGUCUUCCGAUUGCAGCCUUCCCACUGCGCAUUCGCCUGCUGAAAAGGCUGGUGGACUAUCGGUUUCCUCGGAAGCAAAGCCCCCAAAGUCUCAGGGAGUUGCUGCGUUGUGUAUCUGA